CUGGAUGCUGACGAAGGCUUGGGAGACUGAGAAGACAAAUUGCCCUCAUCAUUAUCUCCAGGCUUGUCAAUCAUACAUAUUCACUUAUUUACCUCCGAGAGGCAAACAGCACUAGAAGCAAAGAGCAAAAGGAGAACGCGUGUGCUCAAGGCAGAAACGGUGCCCAGUGUUAAACUUCACGCCAGGAGAGACAGUCACCACCCAGGAUGGCAACCAUCACCUGCAACCGGUUUACAGAAGAAUAUCAGCUCUUUGAAGAGCUGGGGAAAGGUGCUUUCUCCAUUGUCAGGAGGUGUGUGAAGGUGCUGUCAGGACAAGAAUAUGCUGCCAAGAUAAUAAACACCAAAAAGCUUUCUGCUCGCGAUCAUCAGAAGCUAGAACGAGAGGCUCGGAUCUGCCGUCUUCUGAAACAUCCUAACAUAGUGAGACUCCAUGACAGCAUAUCGGAAGAGGCACACCAUUAUUUGAUAUUUGACCUUGUAACUGGAGGGGAGCUGUUUGAAGACAUUGUUGCCAGAGAAUACUAUAGUGAAGCAGAUGCCAGCCAUUGUAUUCAGCAGAUCCUGGAAGCUGUUUUGCAUUGUCAUCAGAUGGGCGUGGUGCAUCGGGAUUUAAAGCCAGAGAACCUCUUGCUGGCCUCCAAACUGAAGGGAGCUGCUGUUAAAUUAGCUGACUUUGGUCUUGCUAUUGAAGUGGAAGGAGAACAGCAGGCUUGGUUUGGUUUUGCAGGCACUCCAGGUUACCUUUCUCCUGAAGUGCUCCGGAAGGAUCCCUAUGGCAAAGCUGUUGACCUUUGGGCAUGUGGAGUUAUUCUCUAUAUUCUACUGGUUGGCUAUCCUCCUUUCUGGGAUGAGGAUCAACACCGAUUAUAUCAGCAGAUCAAAGCUGGAGCCUAUGAUUUUCCAUCUCCUGAGUGGGAUACCGUUACUCCUGAAGCAAAAGACCUCAUCAAUAAAAUGUUAACAAUCAACCCAUCCAAACGUAUCACAGCAGCAGAAGCCCUGAAGCAUCCAUGGAUAUCACACCGUUCCACUGUGGCUUCUUGCAUGCACAGACAGGAGACUGUGGAUUGCUUGAAGAAAUUCAAUGCCAGAAGAAAGCUGAAGGGUGCAAUCCUCACUACAAUGCUAGCGACCCGUAAUUUUUCUGGAGGGAAAAGCGGUGGAAACAAGAAGAAUGAUGGUGUGAAGAAAAGAAAGUCCAGUUCCAGCGUUCAGUUAAUGGAAUCUUCAGAGAGUACAAAUACCACCAUUGAAGAUGAAGACACUAAAGUACGGAAACAGGAAAUCAUUAAGGUGACAGAGCAGCUGAUUGAAGCAAUAAGUAACGGGGACUUUGAGUCCUACACUAAAAUGUGUGACCCUGGAAUGACAGCAUUUGAACCAGAAGCUCUGGGGAAUCUGGUGGAAGGGCUGGAUUUCCACCGGUUCUACUUUGAAAACUUGUGGUCCAGGAACAGCAAGCCAGUGCACACAACCAUCCUGAAUCCACAUAUCCACUUAAUGGGAGAUGAGUCUGCCUGCAUUGCUUACAUUCGUAUCACACAGUAUGUGGAUACAAGUGGAAUCCCACGCACUGCCCAAUCGGAGGAGACUCGAAUCUGGCAUCGCCGGGAUGGCAAAUGGCAAAUUGUUCACUUCCACAGAUCUGGAGCACCUUCGGUUUUACCACAGGUUCUUAUAUGUAACAACUACAUGGAUGUUAGGUACAAUAUGACCCUUUCCAUGCAAAGUAGAGCUGCGCCUAUUCAUUUGGCCGCUAUAGACGGCUGAAGCACAUGCCCUGCAGGCCAGGUUUCUCACUGCCUCACUACAAAAGGAAGAUACUUGCUAUCCUUUAUCUAGGGAACUUGGCAGCUGGCUUUCCUAUUUGUUUCUUGCUGGAAUUCCUUUCAUCCUUGGAACUCCUUACCAAAAUAAACUGAGCACUCAAUAGACUUUCUCCUCCUGUUUCACCUGGUUCAUGUUUGCUAUUCUGUGCCAUCCUAGUAGAAGACAGCAUGUGUCAUGGCCCUGUUGCAGGAAACAGCUUUCUGUAUACAACAAGAAACCAAUCUGGAAGAGGCUGAGAUAAAGCCUUCAUCAAAUUAAAAAAAACAGCACUUUCUGGCCUCUUCUCCUGGAAGUUACAAGCUACAAGUAGCUGCUCCUUCUAAUGGGAGGCCAAUUUCAAUUGGAACAUCCAGACACUAUGUGAGGAAGCCUCUCUGAGUCAAUGCCAGCAUUUUCAAUUAUACCUGACAUCAGCUGUCAAGUAAAUACGAUAUUACACACUCCUAAAACCAGGAAGCAGGCAAAUAACUUAGGUGCCCAUACGCAUCUAAUAAAUAAACAAAAAUAUUUGGUUUAAACUAUUAAUUACAAAAAUUCCAAACAAGUGUCUAUCACUUGAGAAAAUCUCUAUGCUCACAAAUUUUUCUUGGAGUGAAUUAAGGUUUUUUUUGAAUGGCGUGUAAAAUAUAUCAUUAAUUUAUCUUCCCAUUAGAAUAUGUUUUGUGAUUAGGCUAAUAGAUAUUCCCAACAAUUCUAACAAGAGAAAUGCCCUUUUCUUUUAUUAGAGACUGGGCUGAAAGGAAAUGGCCAGUAGUUUGUCAUCAAGACCAUGACUCUAAGUCAGUGUUUUUCACACUUGACAGUUUUCAGAUGUGUGGACUUCAACUCCCCAUGCUGACUGAGGAAUUCUAGGAGUUGAAGUCCGCACAUCUUAAAGUUGCCUGAUUUGAAAAAUAUUGCUUUAAGUCAGGGGUCUUCAAACUUGGCCCUUUCAUGACUUGUGGACUUCAACUCCCAGAAUUCCUCAGCCAGCUAAGUGAUCAUAAAAGAAAUAAUAGCUGGAAAAUAUUGACCCGAUAGCAAUUGUUUCCAGGUUAGUUUUCAAUAUAGUAAGAUAUUUUCAAAAUAAUGAAAUAUAGUGAAGUAUAUAGUUGCCACUAUUCAAUUUACAAUAGGAGCUUUGCUUAUUAUGACCAGUUGGGAAACAGCUGCCUAAAAAAAGUGCUGUUUUGACUUCAUAGGCUACUGGCAUUGUCUUUGUCUCAGCAGGUCUUUUGUUUCCUUACCUUUAGCAUUAUGAAUCUUAUUUUCUCUUUGCCUCUCCAAGAUUUGGGUUCUUAAUUAAUUAAUAGCAGUAGCAGGGCUCCCAGAUCUGGGCUGUCUCUCUUUGCUACUAUCUAGCACCAAGCAGUAACAAUCAAAUAAAUCAACAAAUGACUCCCAAACCCCUCCACCUACCUUUUCUACAUAUACAUUUCAGGAAACGUGGCAGCAUGGAAGAUAUCUAUGGUGUGGAAAAAGAACUGCCCAUUAAUCUGAAAUAAAAAUAGAGGCCAACCCUUUCCAGCAAAGAUAGAAAAUGCAAGCUUUACAAAUGACACUUUGAGGCAUUUUGAUGAUGCUUUUAACAAACAAAAUGAAACCUUUAGCUAUUUCUUGUACUUUGCAUGCCUUUUUAUAGGAAAAAUGAAACCCGUGUUAUUUCGUAAACUUUUGAGUAUUGCUGAAAUGGAUCUUUAUGUAAUACCUAGAAAUAUCAACUGUUUGGUUUGUGGUUGAUUUUUUUUUUUAAUAAAGUUUGGGUGGGGUGGGUGACUUAAUAUGUUAUUGUUUACAUUUGGAGUUGACUUGUGAUAAAUCGUUAUGAAAAGUGUAAAAAAAAGUACAAGAAAUUAAAAAUGGGGAAGAAGGAUGUGUGACAUGGCCCUGUGGAAAGGUAGAAAGAAGUUGACAUAAUACAAGAAACCGGUCAGGUUCACUUGUUAUAUGCUACAGAAGUCUGACAAUCCAAACUGCACAUCUGAAUGGCAUCAUGAAGACGGAAUCAACUUUGGAACAGUGGCAAUGCCUGUUAAUAUAUCAUGACAUAAAAGCCAGCUUGAAGAAACAGAGAAAUGGAUUCUUCUUAAGCCUGUAUAAUUUUUUUUGAAUGAUAAAGAAAACAUGUUGAAAAUGACCUUUGAAGGCAGCACCUGCUUGCCUUCCAAGGAUAGAUAUAAGAAGCCUGAGGAUUAUUUUUUUGGCAGUCUCUCUGUUUCUUGUUACCUUUUAUUUUUUCCAGCUUUAAGAAUCUUUACUCUUUGGUGUGAGAUUAACUCCCAUGCACUUCUACUACCAGGGGAAUGAACUUAUAAAUAGCACUUCCUUCAUCUGCAUGACAUCUAACUCUAUAGACCACUAUAUGUAUUUCAAAGCAAACAAACAGUGCUUGUUUAGGAACAAUUACAGUAGAAAAUGGAUAAGCUUGCUGUAUACAUUUUGAAUGAUGUAGUUUUACCUUUUUCGUAAAAAUGCUUAGCUUCCCAUCUUCUAAGACAGUGUGAAUACCUGAUGCUAUAAAACUAUGUUUGCAAAAUGCAAGACUAAUUUCCCACUGGAGCAGGAGGGAAGUGAUGACAAUUACAGGGCGCCUACUUGAUAGGAUUUGAUUGCCUUAAAUAGAAGUUUACUUUUUUUAUAUGGAACAAAGUAGAAAUAUACCAUUUACACAAACUGAUAACAUAAUUGGAUAAUUCAGUGAAGAAUUAUAUUGAGAUUAUUUGAGCUGAGAAGGGCUUUUAGAGUUCAAGAGGUAUUGUAUUAUUGUAUGGAUAUGAAUACAUGUUCAUAAUUAAACUACUUGGCUUUCAGAACAUUUGGGGGACUUCCUUAUCCAAUUCUAUCCUGGCAUUUCAGAUUAGCAUGGCCCUUACUAUCAUGAUUAUUCUGUCUCAUAUCAUAAUUUUAUAUUGCACACCACUAAGCCUUCUACCUAGCCCUGUAUUCCAAGGAAGAAAUGUAUCUUCUUUUGUGCUUGAAUCUCCUUUUAACUUGUUCAUCCUUAAAUAAUUGAUUAAAGAGCUACUCUUGUGCUCUUUCCUCAUGAAAAUCUCAAUUUAGGUAAUAAAUCUUAGAUAUUUGUCAGUGUUGCUAAACCUUGGCAGCCCAUCUUGUCUGAGUUUUUACUUGUAGAAAGAGUCUCCUACCCAUGUUUUCUAUCAAGUGUUGCCAUUAAGUAUCUUUCUUAAUGGCAACUUAAAUAUUGCAUUUUGUAAUAUUUUAUAGCUUCCAGUAUCAUUCUGAACAAUGCUUUGACAAGCUAAGAGAAGCUGGAGUCUACAGGAAGCUGAGUUGAGUUUUUAGUCUUCCAGUAAAAAAAAAAAAACCCUGAUAGACUGAAAUGUAUUUCAACUCCUUUGAGUUUUGCCUGCUGCAUCUGACAUAAGCACCUGCACUUUAAUCCUCUGGAUUGCAUUGGCAUUUCUAAAACUUUUUUUUUCUUAGGUAAGGAAGCAUUUAUAUCCACAUUAUUAUCCAUUGCUGUACUUGUUUCUCUUCGCAUUUUCUGUCCUUUCUUACUCUUUCAGAUUUCUAGCAUUUGUAAUGGCUCAUUUCUCAUGAUUCCAAACAUCUGCAAAGAAAUUGUCAAUAAAA
Molecule: messenger RNA, 5405 nt
Organism: Crotalus tigris (Tiger rattlesnake)
Lineage: Eukaryota; Metazoa; Chordata; Lepidosauria; Squamata; Viperidae
Gene: CAMK2A
Product: calcium/calmodulin dependent protein kinase II alpha
Exons: 20
Coding region: 207-1772 (521 amino acids)
Biological process (GO): protein phosphorylation
Cellular component (GO): neuron projection; cytoplasm
Molecular function (GO): calmodulin binding; ATP binding; calcium/calmodulin-dependent protein kinase activity
Source: RefSeq, a predicted model, not a curated record